Molecule: messenger RNA, 807 nt
Organism: Salpingoeca rosetta
Lineage: Eukaryota; Choanoflagellata; Craspedida; Salpingoecidae
Exons: 4
Coding region: 133-807 (224 amino acids)
Biological process (GO): translational initiation
Molecular function (GO): translation initiation factor activity
Source: RefSeq, a predicted model, not a curated record
GGGAAACAUUCGACAAUUUUCUUCAACACCGAUUUCCACACACGUGAAGGCGAACCAGAGAGCGAACACACCCAUCAACACCCCACCAGCCGCAGUCAAAGCACACCAAAGCAGACAGACAGACAGCCGGUCAUGAGUGAUCCCACGAAGAUGGACGACGUUGACACGUUUGCGUUUGACCCUUCCAUGAAGAAGAAGCGCAAAAAGAAGAAGCUUGUUUCCCUCGAAGACAAAGACCUGAACGCAGCGUCCAGCACAGAUGCGGCGGUGACAGAGACGCCCAAGGAGGCCGCCCCUGCUGCUGAGGAGGAGCAGGCCGCCGCAUCCGAGCAGGCGCCACCGAAGAAGACAGUUGUCAAGGAUGUUACCAUGAAGCCCUCCGAUUUGGAGGACAUCUCCGGGGACAAGUACGUGCAGCUCCUGUCCACGGGCGAUAUCGACUGGUCAAAGUUCCUCAAGAACAAGCGCAAGGCAGACGACAUUGCAGACGAGCUUGGGGCGCUCAGCUUUGACAUGUCUCGCAAGAAGAAGAAGAAGACGAGCAAGAAGUUGACACUGAAGGAAGUCGGCACAGCAGAGCAGGACAUGGACGAGGGCGACAUCAAGCACACAUACGAGGAGCUGUUGGACAACGUGUUCUCCAUCAUGCGCGCCAAGAACCCCGAGCUCGCUGGCGGCGAGAAGAAGCAGUUUGUUAUUGCGCCACCAAACGUCGUCCGCCUUGGCGUCAAGCGCACAGGCUUCACAAACUUUGUCGACAUUUGCAAAAUGUGUGUAUGUCGUUGCGUGUUUCGCAUGUUUAUGUGA